AUGCCGAAAACAGACAAGGACGGACAAGACAAAGAAAGAAAAGUUCAGGACACUGGCCUUGUUGAAGAAUGGUUCCGAUCCAGUGUGUGCCCAUCUACUUUUAAUUGGUUUGCCAGAGCAGAAAUUCUAUCCCGUACUGAUGAAAGUGCAGUUGCGCCCACACCCCUUAACCCCCCCCCUGUAGAACAGGUCACUUACCUAACUGCCAUACCACCCGAAGAAGGCACAAGGGCUGGGAUAGUACAAGUCUGCCAAAUCCUAGACAAGAGUGCUUUCGAUUCCAUCGACCGGACAGUUCAUUUCAACAGGCCUGCAUCAAUGAUACGAUCGACCAGCCCCAGGAAAGCAACGGUCAGUGAAAUGAUAAGUGAACAAGAAGGCUCAUUAAUUCACUCGCAAAGACGCCAACUAGAAAGAUGGGCCGAAUACUUCGAAGGACAGUUCAGUUGGUCUCCUGCAACACAGACUGUGGAGAUAACGCACACGGGCGAACAGAAUGUAAACCUUGAUCGCUUGUCGGAAGAAAUCAAGUACGAAUUAUCGGUACUGAAACGUGAGGAGGUACCACGACCGGAAGAUCUGUAUUCAGCCCUCUCCAAUGAAAGUAGAAUCCCUGGCGACUUAUCUACCAUAGCUCAUUAUUGCGAUAUGGAGUGA
Molecule: messenger RNA, 657 nt
Organism: Opisthorchis viverrini
Lineage: Eukaryota; Metazoa; Platyhelminthes; Trematoda; Opisthorchiida; Opisthorchiidae
Exons: 3
Coding region: 1-657 (218 amino acids)
Source: RefSeq, a predicted model, not a curated record